GAUAAAACCCCAAACCGACCCCACCGCCGAUGAUGAUGGCUUCUAUCGUCGAUUCGGGCAGUUUUGGCACCGUUUUCGUCGCGCCGGAAUCCCAUCGUUUACAUUCCUACUUGGUGCUUUGUUUUUCUGAAUUAUUGAUACCCCUGCAUGUGAUUAUCGAUUGUUUGUUUACGUCGCACGAACCAUAUCUCCAGCCCACGCUCGAAACCGCAUCCGCGCAACAGCAAAAAUAACCACCCGCAACAAUGACCUCCAUCCGCCGCAUGACCCCAACAGACCUCUUCUCCCUCAACCUCACAAACCUCGACCCCCUCACCGAAAACUAUGACCUAGGUUUCUAUCUCAACUACCUAAUGCGGUGGCCGUCGCUCUUCAGCGUCGUCCAAGACCGCGGGGAAGGCAUCGCCGGAUAUAUCAUGGGCAAACUAGAAGAACAACACCCCUCCAUGCGCCACUCCGAGCACUACACCCCCUGGCACGGGCAUAUCACCGUUCUUACUGUCGCGCCUGCAUGGCGAAGACUUGGUUUUGCGCGAAGACUUACGGAACGACUUGAGCGGGGAUCGGAUAUUAAUAACGCGUGGUUUGUGGAUUUGUAUGUUAGGGCGGGGAAUAAGGUAGCUGUGGACAUGUAUAAGGGGAUGGGGUACUCCGUUUUCCGUCGCGUGGUUAAUUAUUACAGUGACGAUCCUAGCGGGAUGUCUGAGACGGGUGAGGAUGCGUAUGAUAUGCGGAAACCGUGCAGUCGCGAUAAGAAGUUCGAGCAUGUUCGGGAGAAUGGGGAGGAUUUCCCGGUUGGGCCGGAGGAUGUUCUCUAAUCGUUGGAUAUGAGAUG
Aspergillus glaucus CBS 516.65 is the source of this 835-nucleotide messenger RNA. Its product is annotated as peptide alpha-N-acetyltransferase complex B subunit NAT3. The coding region runs from base 246 to 818 and encodes 190 amino acids. NCBI's taxonomy places the organism in Eukaryota, Fungi, Ascomycota, Eurotiomycetes, Eurotiales, Aspergillaceae. The transcript has 3 exons. Gene Ontology annotation, molecular function: protein-N-terminal amino-acid acetyltransferase activity. Gene Ontology annotation, biological process: N-terminal peptidyl-methionine acetylation. Gene Ontology annotation, cellular component: NatB complex. The record is from RefSeq and is a predicted model, not a curated record.